Messenger RNA from Colletotrichum godetiae, 1245 nucleotides. RefSeq names its product monooxygenase. The transcript has a single exon. The record is from RefSeq and is a predicted model, not a curated record. Gene Ontology annotation, molecular function: monooxygenase activity; FAD binding. Bases 1 to 1245 code for a protein of 414 amino acids. NCBI's taxonomy places the organism in Eukaryota, Fungi, Ascomycota, Sordariomycetes, Glomerellales, Glomerellaceae.
AUGUCUCAUCCCCUGAAAGUGACGAUAGUGGGAGCAGGCCUAGGAGGUCUAGCAUGCGGCAUCGCAUGUCGUCGUCAAGGCUUUGAGGUCUUGAUAGUUGAUCAGCUAAAGGAAUUCCUACGCCUUGGUGACAGUAUCGGAUUCGGUUCAAACUCGGCAAGGCUUCUCUAUCGUUGGGGAGUCGGGUCCAGGAUGGAGCCGAUUGCAAGCAAGAGCAGCGAGAUGCGUAUCUAUAACUUCGACUCUUCCGACAAACUCCUCGGUAUCGACGACCAAAUUGGCAAAUCUGUAGAGAAUUACGGAUGCCGCCAAAUCAUAGGUCACAGGGGCGAUUUCCAUCUCAUCAUGAAGGACUUUGCUCUUGAACAGGGCGUCAAAAUCCGACUUGGCGAACGAGUCGAAGUCUACGAUCCGAAUCAGCCGAGCAUCACGCUAUCCUCCGGAGAAGAGAUUCAGUCAGAUGUCGUAAUCAUCGCCGACGGUGUCAGAAGCAAAGGACGCACGACUGUGUUAGGUUAUGAAGAUAAACCUCAAGCGAGCGGAUACGCCAUUUACCGAUCAUUUAUGAGCGGUGAUCUCCUCAGAGAUGACCCCUUGGCGAGCAAAUUCCUCAGUGACGGCGACACAAUCCGUUUGUUUCUGGCCAAGGACAUGCAUGGCUUCAUCAGCACGUUGCAAGGUGGCAAAGAGAUCAAUGCAGUUCUGACUCAUAAAGACGUCAGCGACGUCGCGGAGAGUUGGACUAAAGAGACCUCCAAAGAAGACGUGCUGGCGUGUCUCGAGGGAUGGGACCCUGCUUUUCGGAGAGUCUGGGAAAAGAUGCCCUCGGUUAUUGACUGGAAGCUCGUGUAUCGCCCCUGUCUCGAUAAAUGGGUCGCAGACUCCGGGCUGGUUGCGUUGAUGGGCGAUGCUGCACAUCCCUUUCUACCCACUUCGACUCAAGGUGCUAGCCAAGCAAUCGAAGACGGAGCUACCAUAGCCAAAUGUCUCUCAAAAUGUGCAGGCGAUAUCCCGCUAGCCUUGCAAACCUACUUCGAAAUCCGACACGACUACGUCGCUGAAGCACAGGCGACUGGAAUCAAGCAGAGAGAUAUAUGGCACAACUUGCACGAUGAGGACAGUCAAGUAUUCAAGGAGGAGUUUGACAUCAACUCAACCAUGAUGCAAAACCUCUAUCUUUGGGAAAACGACGCCGAGAAAGUGGUUGACGAAAGAUGGGAUGAGAUUUCGAGAGGAAUCCAGUAG